This is a messenger RNA of Rhodamnia argentea, 3274 nucleotides long. RefSeq names its product pentatricopeptide repeat-containing protein At5g06540-like. Bases 115 to 1710 code for a protein of 531 amino acids. The transcript has a single exon. Gene Ontology annotation, molecular function: protein binding; RNA binding. The record is from RefSeq and is a predicted model, not a curated record. NCBI's taxonomy places the organism in Eukaryota, Viridiplantae, Streptophyta, Magnoliopsida, Myrtales, Myrtaceae. Gene Ontology annotation, biological process: RNA modification.
AUAACGCAUGGAUUAAUCUCCAAAGUUUAACUUGUCUUGCAGAACGCACUCAGCUGUUGUAUUUAGGUCAAGUUCUUCGUGAGUUCUCUCGGAGUCUCAGAGGUUGACCAUGACAUGGUAUUUGGCAUGGCGUCGAAUGAAGCUGCCGUCAGGGCGCUCACACUCCUCCACCACCCGUCCCUCCCUCAAGCCCUCAACGCCUUCACGAGGCCCUCCCACCUCAAGCAGGCCCACGCGCACCUCGUCGUCACUGGCCUCACUCGCCGCCUCUUCACCGCCACCCGCCUACUGGCUUGCGCCGCGAUUUCUGCCCUCCGGGACCUCCUAUACGCGGAGACCAUAUUCCGCCACGUCGAAGUCCCCACCUUCUUCAUGUACAACACCAUGAUCAGGGCCUUUUCCGAGUGUCCUGGUCAAGAUUGCCUCGAGGGCGUCGUGUAUUACGUUCGGAUGCUCCGGAACGGCGUUUUGCCCGAUAAUUUCACGCACCCUUUUGUGUUACGGUCGUGUUCGCUGUCAUCACAGCUGCUGAUUGGCAGGCAGGUUCACGCCCAUGUCGUGAAAUUUGGGUCGGGUGCCGAAGUUUACGUCGUUAACAACAUGCUAAGUAUGUACUCGAGCUGUAGAGAGAUGGGGGAUGCGCGCCAGGUGUUCGAAGAAUGUUCCGAGUUUGUGGAUGUCGUUUCCUGGACUAGUUUGGUCACGGGGUACGCCAAGGCUGGUGAUAUCGAUGUGGCUAAGUCUUAUUUUGAUAGGAUGCCGCGGAGAAAUGUCAUUUCAUGGAAUGCGAUGAUUUCAGGGUAUGCGCAGUCGGGAAGAAUUUCUGACGCAAGGAAGCUCUUUGACAUGAUGCCCGAACGUGAUGUGUCUUCAUGGAGUGCGGUGAUUUCUUGUUAUGCUCAGUGCAAGAUGUGUGCAGAAGCAUUGCGGCUUUUUAAGGAGAUGGUUGGAGGAGGAAUUGUGGCCAAUGAGGCUGCUGUUGUGAGUGCAGUUUCCGCCUGCGCACAGCUUCGUGCGAGUGAGUGGGGAACUUGGCUCCAUGAGUAUACAGUGGAGAAUGGGAUGGCGAUAGAUGUGAUCCUGGGCACUGCGCUUGUAGAUAUGCAUGGCAAGUGUGGAAAUGUCGAGAAAGCUGUUGAAGUGUUCAAUUUGAUGCCUGAAAGGAAUGUCUGUUCGUGGAAUUCUAUGAUUGCUAGCUUGGCCUUGAAUGCACAUGGAAAACAGGCACUGUCACUGUUCUGGCAAAUGCAGGGUGUGGGUCACAUACCGAAUCACAUAACAUUCACUGCCGUGCUAAGUGGAUGCAGUCAUUCAGGGUUUGUCGAAGAGGGUCGUCAAAUUUUUAGUCUUAUGACAGAAAAGUAUCAGCUUGAACCUUGGUCAGAGCAUUAUGGUUUGAUGGUUGAUUUGCUUGGGCGAGCUGGGCUAAUAAGGGAGGCGGUGGAAUUUAUUAAAGGGAUGCAUAUUGAGCCUCAUCCCGGCUUAUGGGGAGCUCUUGUUGCUGCCUGUAAGAUUCAUGGAGAGAUUGAGCUAGGUAAACAACUUGGGAAAUACUUGAUUGAGUUGGAGCCAGAUCAUGGUGGGCGGUAUGCUCUAUUGUCAGAUCUUUUUGCAUCUAUUGAACGAUGGGAUGAUGUGGAAUUGGUGCGGAACUCGUUUGUACAGAGAAAGGUGCCCAAGACCCCGGGAAAUAGCAUCAUCGAGUUGUGAAGAUAUUCACUAUCUUUUCAACUACCUUCCCAAGAAGCCUGUUUCUAAGGACAUACAUAAAACCGAAGCAAAUGGGAUUUCAGCCCUGAGGUUAGGCCACUUAACAAUAAGAAAUCAGGUGGCAUCAUAUCUCCCGUGGCACUUCUUCAAGGCAAUUGCACAAAACCACAUUGCAUAUGAAUGCUAUCAUUAAACAAAUUGAGGAGCUAUCAUAUUGCAUGGCGAAAAGAUCUCGAUGCUUCAUUGUAAUCAAAACAUAAACUAUUUAGUUCAUCGGUCUUAUUAUUGGCGAUGCUGAUGCCCUUUAUGAUUCAAUAAACUCAGUUACUGUGGUAUUGCUCCUUAGAGAUGAUAGUCAUGAGCUAUGCAUGGCUGAAUUGAAGAGCUUGUGCCUUUUCUUGCAAACUAUUCAGCACAUUUUGGAAAGUCUUCUUGAAAGACUCCACUACUUCAAGUUCUAGCUGAGCUCCAACACCAUUCCAAUCAAUCCCCAGCUCUUCAAGCAUAUGAUAAGUGCAUUCAGCCUCUGAUACAUUUGCAUUGAUAUUUUUCGAGACAAUUGCAUGGUGCAAGAAUGCUUUUAAAGCUUCAUCUGGCAUGGUCGAGAUCUGCAAUAUACACCGACCAAUCACUAUCAGCACCCUCAAUCACCUUCGCUGCCAUUUCUGCUACAGAUAUCCUUUGGUCAAUUAUGGUUUGCGCUUCACUGUAAGAGAUGCUAGCUCACUGUAUCUGCCCUAUCAGGGUAUUAAUGUAGGUGGUAUCAGGAUAGGAUGGAUUCUUGACAUUUGUUGAGGCCCAGAGCAACUUCUGCUUCUUGGCCCCUCUCUUCAUCAAAGCUUGCCAUCGUGGCCCAGAGAACUUUUUCUGAAAAAGCUUAUAUGCUAAAGUAGCUUGUGCUCCGCAGCCUGAGGUUCAACUGAAAGUGAGAAAGAAAAGCAUGGGUUGGACUUUCAUAUAAAAGAUAACUCAUGCCUUCAUAUUUCGGAGGCGCAUACCUUUCCUCUGAGCUUAAGUGCCUGGGACGUACCGAUUUCUUCAAGCUUCUGAUCAAUGAGGGUGUCAGCCCCACUUAUGUAAAAUGAAGCUACACUUGUGAACCUGGAAAGAUAUAUGAGCCCUGAAGCCUCAAGUCCAUCCAGAUAAGCAUCAAUAACUGCUUCAUACGUAGUUAGGGUGAAUAUGACCUGUCAAACCAUUGAUGGUUUGAGUGUGCCGUAAGAACAUCAAGUGAGAGUAGAUGCUACAAUAGUUAAUUUUUCCUAUUUGGAGAAGCUCCUGAUGCAGCUAUUCUAUACAGACCAAGUAAACAAAAGUACAACGGUUCUUUUUAGGAUCCAUUGUUGAAAAAUGUGGUGGAUAUAUUUUGGCUAUUUAAAGAGGAUGUAGCCAAGUUUUAUCGAUUGUCAUAAAGACUAAUUACCAGCAACCAAUGUACUGAGCAAGUGUGAUUUUACCCACUCUGGGAAAAAUCGUAUUAGUGGAGUUACUUGGUUGCUUGAACUUACUGUUGCAUUUACGCAUAUGCUUUGCGAAAUUACUUGAUGGAAAUGAUAGAUUCUGU